CAAAAAAGCAAUCAACGGGUGUGAUCUUCGAUUAUCCUCCUAGAAAACGAUUUCCCAAAAAAACCAGCACUCCACUUUCCGUUAAUUAUUGGGUGUUAUAUUAAUCUAUGAGAAAUGUUCAAACGUGGGUAUGUUUGUAGUCCGAUCCUACGUAUACGAUAAAACCCACACGUCUCCCUCUUUUGUAGACUGGUCGAUACUUCCCAACCAACCUUAAUUAAUUAGCUUCCUAAAACUAAACAAACAUUGCACGAAGAUUAAUAUUUAACGUUGUAUAUAAUAUAAUGUUGGCAAAUUCCAAAAGGAAGUCAUCAUUUCUACUCUUCUUCAUAUUCUUUUCCAGUUGUAUAAUCUUUUCAUCUUAUGCUGAUGAAGACAACAAAGAGAAGGCGUCUCCUCAAGAAAUAUUACGCGAGACGUAUACCCUCUUUACCAAAGCUUCGUUGCAAUACUGGGAUAAUGUCAAAUCACUCAUCAACCAAGCUCAACUCAAAUUCACCCCUCCAGAUUUAGAAAACUCUGCAUGGGGCCACCACUCAUGCGAUGUGAUAGUUCGGGCAACUUAUAGCCAGUCACGAUCCAGUCCUAUCAUUCAUCUCAUGCAAGAUCCUGAUUUUUGUCUGUCUCCAAUAAUGUGUGGCACAAUCGUCUUGGACAUCCGGACGAUCUCAUUUUUAGUAGAGUUAGAGCAAAUCAUGUAAUUAUUUGUAAUAAAAUUGUUAGCUCAUCUUGUACUUCAUAUCAAAUGGGCAAGCAUGUUAAACUCCCAUUUGGCUCAUCUCUAUCUACUACUUCUUCUCCUUUUGAAAUAAUACAUAGUGAAUUAUGGACUUCACCAAUUUUAGUACUACAAGAGACCACUAUUAUGUACUUUUAUUGGAUAAUUUCUAACGAUUUUUAUGGAUUUAUCCUAUUCAACACGAAUCUUAAAUCUACUCUAUAUUUGUUCAUUUUCAUGCAUACAUUAAAACCCAAUUUAAUUCCCUUUUAACAAACUUUUCAAUGGGACAAUGACCGUGGAAUUUAUAACCAAAUCUUUCUUAAUUUUGGUAUUAAACAUAGUUUACAUUUUCAUUCUUCUUGCUCCUACACUUCUUUUCAAAAUGGUAACAGUGAACGGGCCAUUCACACAAUUACUACUAUUGCCCAAAUACUUCUUCUUCUUCACGCCUCUCUCCCUCCCAAAUUCUGGCCUUACACCGUUGAAAUGGCUACUUACCUUCAAAAAAUUCUCCCCACCUCUAUCCUAUUCAUAUCCUCUACCACAAUAUAGUCUCUGAUGACCAUUUUUCGCGUCUUGUGUGACCUGUACUGGAAAGCCGCCAUGAAUGAUGAGUUUGGUGCUCUUAUAUUAAAAAUAAGAUGUGAAAGUUGGUUCGUCGUCCCUGUGAUGAAUAUUACUUAGAUGGUCAUAAACCAAGCAUUUCAUCCCAGCUGGUUGUGAGGUUACCGUGCCUAGUGGGAGGUCUCGAGUUCGAAACCCGCUAGACACAUGAGGGUUUGAAACUCAAUGGAGUGAGUUUCAGCCCUGAUUACUCCAGGCUCCCCCCAGCCCCCCUCACCCAGACCCCAUGGAGUAAAAAAAAUAGAUGGUCAUAUUGCUUAUUUGCUCCUCUUUGUCGAUGAUAUAGUUCUCACGGCAUCUAUAGAUCAUUUUCGGUAAUCCAUUAUGCUCAACUCUGUGCUAAAUUUUCCAUGACCGACUUUGAGCCCAUUAAAUUAUUUCCUUGCGCAAUAGUUGUGACACAUCAUCCUAUUGGAUUGUUUUUUCCCAACAAAAAUAUGCAUGUACCCCAUUGCCUCAUGGAGUACCUUGGACACUGCCUCCGUCCUCCAGCCUCAUGGACACCGCCACCCUGCCCGUACUCCACUGCCUCAUGGAACAAAUCUUCUUCAACAUGACAAAAACAUCAUCUGCCAGGAUAGUUGGGCCUCCGCCCUCAGCAGGCCCAUGCUGCCACCAAUAGCCCUACGAAUAUUGGUUCAGCCAUGAGCACUUUGACACUUCCGGAAAAUACAUGGUACAUGGACUCGGGUGCCACAUCUCACAUGACGUCCAAAAAGGGAGUGGAAACAGAAGUUGAAGUGUUUGGGUGAAAGUGCAGAAGUGAUUCUGGUGCUCUAAUUUAUUCCUAGAAUCAAUUUUUUUAGAAGUUGGGGGAGACCAGCUUCUGAAAACUGCUCCUGCUUCUGCUUAUGGUUUAAAACAGAAGCAGAAGCAGAAUCAGUUCCAAACACCCCCUAACUCUUUUAGUGUAAACUCCUAAAUCCUCCCUCCAAUGAUUUGAUCAUUCUGAAUCGUUUCAUUGUGAAUAGCUAAAUCAUUCUUCUUCUCUGAGUUCUCAUCUCGACAUUCAGAAUUUGACUUCUGUACACAAACAAACCUUUCCAUUGAACUUUUUUUACUAAGCACUUC
This is a messenger RNA of Cuscuta epithymum, 2416 nucleotides long. NCBI's taxonomy places the organism in Eukaryota, Viridiplantae, Streptophyta, Magnoliopsida, Solanales, Convolvulaceae. The record is from the annotation of a GenBank genome assembly.